AUGCCAUUCUCAAACAUGCAACACAUGAAGGAGGAGGGAGAGGCAGGACAGUAACAAACAGACAGCUGAUGUCUGCAGACGGCUAAGCUUAAAGGUAAAAGAGUUUCAGCAGCAACACCAGCAUCAAAAGAGUGGAUUACUACUGGACAUAAACAUGAUUUUCUUUGUGCGUUCUUCCUCAUAAAUCGUGCAAAAAUCCACAGAGUCAUCCUGGCUGUGUGCACUGACUUCUUCCGUGGCAUGUUCACCUCUGGGAUGAUCGAGACCUUUCAGCCCUGCGUGACCCUUCCUUUCCUUUUGGCUUCAGAGCUGGAGGUGCUGAUUGACUGCUCUUACAGCGGGACUCUCCCCCUCAGCUGGAAAUGUGUUUUCGAGAUCACCUGUACUGCUCUCCAGCUCCAAUACCAACCGGCCCUCUCCUUGUGUCUUAACUUUCUGCAUCAAGAAAUAAAUCCUCACUCCUGCCUGGAUGUGGCAUCUUUUGCAGAGGCCUACGAGAUGCCGCAGCUUCUUGAAGUCGCAGAUGAUUUCGUCCUGCUGAAUUUCCAAAAGGUUGCAUGCGUCUCAAAGCUCAACGACUUGUCAGCCAAAAAGCUCCUAAAGUACCUGAAGAGUCCGUCACUCUGUGUUUCAUCUGAGCUCGUUGUAUUCAAAGCAGUGGUAGCAUGGAUCGAGGCAAAGCCCGAAACAAGGUUGCCGUUUGCUAAAACACUAAUGAAAACCAUCAACUUUCCCCUGAUGACAGUCGAGGAAUUCAAUGAAGUCAAAUAUCUGACCAUGUGGUCCGAUCACAACCUGUCACUCUAUGAGACAAUUCUUGAUGAUUUCAGCUCCGAAAAGAGUCAUUGCCGGGUCUAUCAACCGAAAGAGACUCUAGUCUUGAUUGGAGGUGAUCAGAUCUCUGAAGACCUGAGGGGACGCAGCAUCAGCAGAGAACUCUGGGGUUUGAAUGCGCUAAGGAUCUAUACAGGGCGGAAAAAGGCCAUGGACUGGAAAAAGUUGGCAGAGAUGCCAGAGCCAGAGAGGUUCUCUCAUGAGGUGGCAGUCCUCAAAGGACAACUAUACGUGUUGGGAGGCAAGCACUAUUACGGCAUCAGCGACAACCUGAACUCUGUUUUGAGGUAUGACCCUCUUCAAAACAGCUGGGAGAGCCUGACUGAAAUGCAGAAAGACAGAGGCUCUUUCUCUGUGGUGGUUCUAGAUGGAAUGAUAUAUGCCAUUGGCGGACAUUGUGACCCUGAAUAUAUGGAGAGUGUGGAACGAUACUGCCCCACUGAGAACUCUUGGAGCUUCACAUGGCCCUUGGAUCUGCCUCUGGCUGGCCAUGUAGCAAAGGCUUUUCAAGGGAAGAUAUUUAUCUCAGGAGGGCUGAGCAGCAUCUCCCAACAUCUAUCAUCUAUGUUUCUGUACCACCCAGAGACAGGAAGCACUUAUUUGGCAAACAUGGCUAAACCUCGAGCCCAUCACUGCAUGGAGAUCCUGGGCGAACGUCUUUAUGUUGCGGGUGGAAUCACUUCAGAUGAUAACAUGGGUAUGGCUGACCUGCUAACUUGUGAGGUAUACAAUCCAGUGGCUGACUCCUGGACUGCCUUCACAUCUCUUUCGGUGCCACAUGUAACUGCAGGAGGAGCAGUUUUGGGGGGAAAGUUUUAUGUGCUGGGUGGAUACAGCCAUGAGGACUUCAGUGAAACUAAGUUGGUCCAUUGUUAUGAUCCCACCACAAAGAGAUGGGAGAACAUGGGCAAUAUGCCUGGUCCGAACAGUGACAUACGGGCAUCUGUGCUGUGUUUGCCACCACAUUUCCGUAUGUAA
This is a messenger RNA of Trematomus bernacchii (emerald rockcod), 1812 nucleotides long. Its product is annotated as kelch-like protein 33. Gene Ontology annotation, molecular function: protein binding. The record is from RefSeq and is a predicted model, not a curated record. NCBI's taxonomy places the organism in Eukaryota, Metazoa, Chordata, Actinopteri, Perciformes, Nototheniidae. The transcript has 4 exons.